AGCUUCCGCGGAGCUUCCCUGGCCAAGUUUCUCGGGCGACUUUUUGGAAUCGCCGCGGGUCUUUUGAGUGCGCUUUGGGUCCCUCGGCCUUUGCUCGCUUUGGGGUUCCCCUCGGGUCUCCCGGGAAAGCCGGAGGGAAGUCGCGAUGGUCCGUUGGGGUUUCCCGCAGCCGGGCUCGGCGCCGGGAGCUCCCGCCCUGGAUGACCCGUCUCCCUAAGGAGCUCCCGAGGCUGCCCGGUUGGCAGCUGAAAAGGGCCGCUUUUUUCUUUGGCCAAGCGAGAUUUCAGCCUCCUCCUCCUCCUCCUCCUCCUCUUCCUCUUCGCCUGGCUCCCAAAGUCAAGCCCGAAAUCGUGGCCCCGAGCUUCGUGGCCGCCGGCGCUGGGAGCGGAUCUGGAGAUGCCAGAACUCUGAAUUCCUUAAACGAACUGAUGGACGAAGAUGAGAAGGACAGGGCAAAGAGGGCGUCCCGUAACAAAUCAGAGAAGAAAAGGAGAGACCAGUUCAACGUCCUCAUUAAGGAACUGUGCACCAUGCUCCAAGGCCAUGGGCACCCGCUCAAGAUGGACAAGUCCACGAUCUUACAGAGGACUAUUGACUUUUUACAGAAGCAGAAAGAAAUCUCAGCCCAGACCGAAGCCUGUGAGAUUAGACAAGACUGGAAACCCUCAUUUCUUACCAAUGAAGAAUUCACUCAGUUGAUGUUGGAGGCAUUAGACGGGUUUCUCAUUGCACUGACCACGGAUGGGAUCAUUAUUUAUGUAUCCGAUAGUGUCUCUUCGCUGCUUGGACAUUUACCGUCAGAUUUGGUGGACCAAAAUAUAUUAAAUUUCCUACCUGAGUGUGAACAGAACAACGUGUACAAGCUUCUUUCAGCCCACGUGCUCGUGACCUCUGAUUUUCUAAAUGCCGAAAAACAAAUGGAGUUUUGCUGCCACUUAGCCCGAGGAAACUUGGAUCCGAAUGAGGCCGUGACAUACGAAUAUGUCAAAUUUGUGGUGGAUUUCAAACAGUUUUCCCCUGCGCCUGCGUCAUCGUUCAACGGCUUCGAGCCUCCCGUGGCACGGGCGUUCCGGUCCGUCAGUGACACCCAGGUGUGUCUAGUUGCAACGGUCCGUCUCGUUACGCCACAGUUCUUGAAGGAACUUUGUAACAUGGAAGACUCCUGUGAAGAAUUCACCUCACGGCACAGCCUGGAAUGGAAGUUCUUGUUUUUAGACCACAGAGCUCCACCAAUAAUUGGUUAUCUGCCCUUUGAGGUUCUUGGGACAUCUGGUUAUGAUUACUACCACGCAGAUGAUUUAGAACUUCUUGCUAGGUGCCAUGAACACCUGAUGCAGUUUGGCAAAGGCAAGUCUUGCUACUACAGAUUCCUGUCCAAGGGCCAGCAGUGGAUAUGGCUUCAGACCCAUUAUUACAUCACCUACCACCAGUGGAACUCCAAACCCGAGUUCAUUGUGUGCAGCCACACAGUGGUUAGCUCUAGUGUGGCAACAAGUCAAGGGGAUUAUAUCAACGCCCAACACUGCGUGUCCGCGAACCAAGAAGUCAGCCGUGAAGGAGUAUCUGUGUCUUCUCACAGCUCCUGCCGAUCUUCACACACAGCCCUCUCCGACUCUGCAUGUAUGGCUCACACAUCCAGCACACAACCCCCGUGA
Molecule: messenger RNA, 1655 nt
Organism: Thamnophis sirtalis
Lineage: Eukaryota; Metazoa; Chordata; Lepidosauria; Squamata; Natricidae
Source: RefSeq, a predicted model, not a curated record